This is a messenger RNA of Andrographis paniculata, 2202 nucleotides long. RefSeq names its product cold-responsive protein kinase 1-like. Gene Ontology annotation, molecular function: protein kinase activity; ATP binding. The coding region runs from base 604 to 1725 and encodes 373 amino acids. Lineage: Eukaryota; Viridiplantae; Streptophyta; Magnoliopsida; Lamiales; Acanthaceae. The transcript is spliced from 8 exons. The record is from RefSeq and is a predicted model, not a curated record. Gene Ontology annotation, biological process: protein phosphorylation.
UAUGCAAAUGGGUGCAAUCGGCAAUAAUUAUAGAUUCAAGGGGUGAAACUUGUCAUUUUGACAACUUAAGAGGACAAAUUUGAGAAACGGGUUUAGUUUGAGGGUUACGUGGCAAAUUCCUGUAGUUGGUCGUUACCAGCAGCAUAGAAUCGAGGUGUGUGUAUUUUAGUGGCAGACGAAGCUCUCUCCCCCAGCCAUGACUUCCGAGUUCUGACUCAUUCUCCGUUGCCUCUUCCACCGCGUGCAUCCAAGGAAGGACUCCACGCGGUGUUACCGUUCAAAUCACAGCUACACGCACGCCUACAACUCCGAUCACUUUCCUUAAAUCGAUUUUACGCAUUUACAGUUCGAUCGUGGCGACUGAUUAAUUGGAAUUCUGAGAUCGUUGUGAAAAUGGUGUACAAACGAACAUAUUAGCUGUUUGAGUGGCUGCGGCUGCUGCUUCUCUAAUUUUUCCGUCUAACUCUGAGCUGGUAUGCUGAGUGAAAAAUCGUUGAUCCUUGGAUAGAUGUUGAAGGGGAGAUCUACUGAUGCGUUGAUAAAUAAUUAUUGUGGACGUUGACGCAUGUGAGUCUUGGCGAUCAUUGUGAUAGAAACAAGGACAUGAAUUGCAGCUGUUGUGUUGCCUCAACCGUGCUUCGGAAGAAAAGCAAGAAACGAGAUAAGCAAUCCAUAGAAGAACAAGAAGGUGCCUCAGUUGUAAAUACCAAAAGCUUCUUAUACAACGAACUACGAUCGGCAACAAACAACUUCAGUCUUACCAACAAAAUAGGGCGAGGUGGUUUUGGUACAGUUUACAAGGGAGUUCUCAAAAGUGGAACACAAGUUGCAGUGAAGAAGCUUUCUCUGGAAUCAAAUCAAGGAGUACGCGAAUUCUUAACAGAGAUCAAUACUAUAUCCAAUGUUAAACACCCAAACCUCGUCGAACUACUCGGUUGUUGUAUUCAUGGACCACACAAGAUGUUGGUGUAUGAAUUCGUCGAGAACAACAGCAUCGAUCGCGUACUACUAGGUCCAAGAAGGUCUCUAGAAUUGAACUGGGCGAGAAGGUCUGCCAUUUGCGUGGGUACUGCCAAAGGACUUGCAUUCCUUCAUGAAGAACUUAUCCCUCACAUUGUGCACAGAGACAUCAAGGCUAGCAACAUACUUCUCGACAAGGAGUUUCACCCGAAAAUAGGAGAUUUUGGACUGGCUAAGCUAUUUCCAGACGACAUAACCCACAUCAGCACACAAUUAGCUGGAACAACGGGUUACUUGGCUCCCGAAUACGUUUUGGGCGGGCAGUUAACCAUGAAGGCUGACGUCUACAGCUUUGGUGUUUUAAUGCUCGAAGUUGUAAGCGGCAGAAGCAGCGCGCACGCCAAUUAUGGAGGCGCACGGAUGCUGUUGAUCGAAUGGGCAUGGGAGCUCUACAAAGAAGAGAAGCUUCUGGAUAUGGUUGAUGAAGAGGUGGGAGAGUUCCCAAAGGAAGAGGUUCUAAGGUACAUAAAAACAGCUCUAUUCUGCACUCAAGCAAAUGCUAGCAGAAGGCCGGCGAUGAGCCAGGUUGUCGAGAUGCUUACUAAAAAUGUGAGGCUUAAUGAAAAGGAGCUCACGCCGCCCGGUUUCUUUGAGGAUUCCGGGCGGCGCAGUGGUGGCCAGACGAAGGUGUAUAAGUCGUCGGACACUUCGACUGGCCAGAUGAGCUCUGCUCCUAUUUCUAUUACUCAGGUAACCCCGAGAUAAUAUAAGAUUAGAUAAAGAUAGAAAUUUAGAGAACUGCUGCUGCUGAAAUUCAGCAACUAUUCAUUGCUAUCCGUUUUUUACAAUCUUCAAAUAUGCAUAUUUGUAUCAUUGUAUAUGUAUUGCACACUGAUUUGUUGUUGAUGGUCUAAGAACCAUCAAAAUUAUUAAGUGAUCACAAAUAAAUUACAAAAUUAUUUUCAAAAUCCAUUUCUUUUUUUGUCAACUGUAAAUUGCAUGGUCGUAAUAUGGGUGCGGUGCGGCGCAAGAGUUCUAUCCCUUCGACUAGCAGUAAUAACUACAACAUUUAUGCUGCACUCAACCAAACAAAGAACACCACAACACAUUACAAUACCAGAAUAUGUAAACCAUUCUACACAACUACAAGAAUAUUAUUCAUAAGCUGAAAUUUCAACACAAAGUGCCAUAUCCGGCCAAAAGAACCUAAACACCCCCCACCCCACCCUCAGAAAAAGAAUA